AUGGACGAGAUCUCGCCUGGGCACAUACUAGUUCGCAGCCUCUUCGGCGACCCUAAGCCUGCUGAUGGUCCCUACACGCCAGCUCCGGUGCCGCCAGCUGCGAAAAUAACAUCGAUGGUCUUGAACCUCAUCACACUCCCGGUUCUCGGAGCAUGUCUGACCAGGCGUCUGGAGCGGAUACAGAAGUGGAACCGCAUACCGCUGUCUGCCUUGCUCCUACUCGUCAUAUACAUUGACUCGUUCCUCUUCAUAUUUACUACCGCCUUAAUCAAGCACAUCGGCAUCAACACGUCCGAAGGCCUUUGUGAUGGCGCGAUCCUGCUGUGUUUGGUCUGCUACAUGAGCACCAAAGUGCUGAUCUACACCUUCUUGGUCGAGAAAGCAUGGAUCGUGAGAGGAGGUCUCAAGCGGCGUAGAGAGUCGCGUCUAUACCUGUUCAACUGCUUUGGUAUGCUCCUACCAUAUGCAAUUGCUGUGGUCCUCAAUUUUAUCUGGAGGAUAUCGUUCAUUGACACGAAAGGGAAAUGCAUCAUUGGGAUGGAGAAGCGCGCGAUGAUGCCUCUUAUUAUCUUUGAGGUUGUUGUGAACGGGUAUCUCAAUAUCCUCUUCAUCAUACCUUUACGCAAAAUGUACAGCUAUCGACACGGAACUGGAAAAAUGAGAAGCCUCGCCCUCCGGACCUUCGUUGGCAGCUGCGUAACAUUGGCGUCAAGCGUUGUGAAUCUGACAGUUCUCAUGGCCGUCGGAGGAGAGCCGGGAUGGCUUUGCCUCAUGCUUUGCAAUGCGGACAUCCUAUUCUGCAUCCUGGUACUUCACUGGGCCACCGCGCUCGACAGCGGGGGAUACACACCCAACAACUCGAAUUGCUCAUGCUCUCGCAAUUCACGCGUCGGCGCGGUCUCGGUCCCAAUAACACCAUAUCCACAGCCAGCUUUGCAAAAGCGCCGAAAUCCAUUCCGCAUUUUCAACUGCGAGGAAGACUUCCCGGAAGGGUGCUGGAAAGCACAUCCUUGGGAUGUCAGUAAGGAUCCAAAUCCAAUGCCAAAGAACACAUCAGAUCCGCAAAUCAAAGUCGAUGUCAUCGAUGCCAAGGACUCGGUCACAGAGACCAGCAGUGAGACCCGGAUCGAAGUCGAUGAGAUCCAAGUCGCUCCGAAAACCCCAACUUGA
Molecule: messenger RNA, 1170 nt
Organism: Pseudocercospora fijiensis CIRAD86
Lineage: Eukaryota; Fungi; Ascomycota; Dothideomycetes; Mycosphaerellales; Mycosphaerellaceae
Exons: 6
Coding region: 1-1170 (389 amino acids)
Source: RefSeq, a predicted model, not a curated record